Equus caballus (horse) is the source of this 4153-nucleotide messenger RNA. RefSeq names its product ArfGAP with FG repeats 1 (gene AGFG1). Gene Ontology annotation, cellular component: cytoplasm; cytoplasmic vesicle; membrane. Gene Ontology annotation, molecular function: GTPase activator activity. Gene Ontology annotation, biological process: spermatid nucleus differentiation; acrosome assembly; intermediate filament organization. NCBI's taxonomy places the organism in Eukaryota, Metazoa, Chordata, Mammalia, Perissodactyla, Equidae. The record is from RefSeq and is a predicted model, not a curated record.
CCGCGGCGGCCAGGUCGGCGCGGGCGGCGCGCGCUGACGGAGGGCGGCGGCCGCGGCCAGGGCGGCCCGUGGGACCGCGGGCCCCCGGCGCAGCGCCGCCCGGCUCCCGGCCCUGCCGGCCUCCUCCCUCGGCGCCGCGGCCAUGGCGGCCAGCGCGAAGCGGAAGCAGGAGGAGAAGCACCUGAAGAUGCUGCGGGACAUGACCGGCCUCCCGCACAACCGCAAGUGCUUCGACUGCGACCAGAGGGGCCCCACCUACGUGAACAUGACGGUCGGCUCCUUCGUCUGUACCUCCUGCUCCGGCAGCCUGCGAGGGUUAAAUCCACCGCACAGGGUGAAGUCUAUCUCCAUGACAACAUUCACACAACAGGAAAUUGAAUUUCUGCAAAAACAUGGAAAUGAAGUCUGUAAACAGAUUUGGCUAGGAUUAUUUGAUGAUAGAUCUUCAGCAAUUCCAGACUUCAGGGAUCCACAAAAAGUGAAAGAGUUCCUCCAAGAAAAAUAUGAAAAGAAAAGAUGGUAUGUUCCACCAGAACAAGCCAAAGUGGUGGCAUCAGUUCAUGCAUCUAUUUCAGGGUCCUCGGCCAGUAGCACAAGCAGCACACCUGAAGUCAAACCACUGAAAUCUCUUUUAGGAGAUUCAGCACCAGCACUGCACUUAAAUAAGGGCACACCUAGUCAGUCCCCUGUUGUAGGUCGCUCUCAAGGGCAGCAGCAGGAAAAGAAGCAGUUUGACCUUUUAAGUGAUCUUGGCUCAGAUAUAUUUGCUGCUCCAGCUCCUCAGUCAACAGCUACAGCCAAUUUUGCUAACUUUGCACAUUUCAACAGUCAUGCAGCUCAGAAUUCUGCAAAUGCAGAUUUUGCAAACUUUGAUGCAUUUGGACAGUCUAGUGGUUCGAGUAAUUUUGGAGGUUUCCCCACAGCAAGUCACUCUCCUUUUCAGCCCCAAACUACAGCAUUUAGAAUGCUUUCAUCUAGCUGCAGUUUUGGGGAAUUUACUUCAGCUUUUCCUCUCCAGGCUACCAACAGUGGAAGUGCUGGAUCAGUAAAUGCUAAUUUUGCUCAUUUUGAUAACUUCCCCAAAUCCUCCAGUGCUGAUUUUGGAACCUUCAAUGCUUCCCAGAGUCAUCAAACAGCAUCAGCUGUUAGUAAAGUUUCGACGAAUAAAGCUGGUCUACAGACUGCAGACAAAUACGCAGCACUUGCCAAUUUAGACAAUAUCUUCAGUGCUGGGCAAGGUGGUGAUCAGGGCAGUGGCUUUGGGACCACAGGUAAAGCUCCUGUUGGUUCUGUGGUUUCAGUUCCCAGUCAGUCAAGUGCAUCUUCAGACAAGUAUGCAGCCCUGGCUGAAUUAGACAGCGUUUUCAGCUCUGCAGCCACCUCCAGUAAUGCAUAUACUUCCACAAGUAAUGCUAGCAGCAAUGUUUUUGGAACAGUGCCAGUGGGUGCUUCUGCACAGACACAGCCUGCUUCUUCAAGUGUGCCUGCUCCAUUCGGAGCUACACCUUCCACAAAUCCAUUUGUUGCUGCUGCUGGUCCUUCUGUGGCAUCUUCUACAAAUCCAUUUCAGACCAAUGCCAGAGGAGCAACAGGCCUUUCUGGAGCAAUGCAUUCUCAAGUGUUUCCUCACGCUCAUUUUGCGGCUACCUUUGGCACCGCGUCCAUGAGCAUGCCUGCGGGGUUCGGUACUCCUGCUCCCUAUAGUCUUCCCACCAGCUUUAGUGGCAGCUUCCAGCAGCCUGCCUUCCCAGCCCAAGCAACUUUCCCUCAGCAGACAGCUUUUUCUCAACAGCCUAAUGGUGCAGGUUUUGCAGCAUUUGGACAAACAAAGCCGGUGGUAACUCCUUUUGGUCAAGUUGCAGCUGCAGGAGUAUCUAGUAAUCCUUUUAUGACUGGUGCACCAACAGGACAAUUUCCAACAGGAAGCUCAUCAACCAAUCCUUUCUUAUAGCCUUAUAUAGACACUUUACUGGAACGAACUUUUACGUGGUCACAUUACAUCUCUCCGCCUCUUGCACUGUUGUCUUGUUUCACUGAUCUUAGCUUUAAACACAAGAGACGUCUUUAAAAAGCCUGCAUUGUGUAUUAAACACCAGAUAAUAUGUGCAAAACAGAGGGCUCCAGUAACAACUUUUAACCUGUGAAUUGGCAGAAAAAGGUAGCGGUAUCAUGUAUAUUAAAAAUUGGCUAAUAUUAAGUUAUUGCAGAUACCACAUUCAUUAUGCUGCAGUACUGUACAUAUUUUUCUUAGAAAUUAGCUAUUUGUGCAUAUCAGUAUUUGUAACUUUAACACAUUGUUAUGUGAGAAACGUUACUGGGGAAAUAGAUCAGCCACUUUUAAGGUGCUGUCGUAUAUCUUGGAAUGAAUGAUCUAAAAUCAUUUUAACCAUAUUGCUACUGGAAAGUUACAAAGUCAAAAUUGGAAGGUUUUAUUCAUUCUUGAAUUUUUCCUUUCUAAAGAGCUCUUCUAUUUAUACAUGCCUAAAUUCUUUAAAAAUGUAGAGGGAUACCUGUCUGCAUAAUAAAGCUGAUCAUGUUUUGCUACAGUUUGCAGGUGAAAAAAUAAAUAUUAGAAAAUAUGCUAUUGUUUUUGUGUUCUUGCUGCAAUGCCUUUACCAAAGUGGCCUUAAAUAUGAGUAGUGAAUUGAGAACAUCUUGAAUUCUUAAAUUAGAAUUUCAGAAGACGUUUAGUGACUUUUAUGUCUAAAAGAAGAAAUUUUAUAAAAGGCCAUGUAGAAAAUUUAUUAAAACUACUAUGACUGCUGUAUUCAGGAAUAUGUCAGUGGUAAAGCAUUUAAAUGUAGCUUGUCAGAUUCACCGUAAUCCUUCUAAUUUCUUUGCAACUUCUUAAUUUUGUGAAAAUUUGUAUAUAUGAAGAAUUUGCAUGUGUGUGUAUUUACAAAUUUUUUUAAGUAUCUUGAAUUCUCAGACUGCAAAAGGCCUAUUUUAACUAUUGAUUUUUUUUAAAAAAACUAUUGUCUUUGAAUGUAUUGGAAGCAGACAUGCAUUAACUGUGACAUGAUUGCACCUCAGUUUUUUGUUUUUUGUUUUUCAUUUGUUUGGACAAGCUGAUAUUAUUAAUAGGACAUUUGUUUAUGUUCAUUUCUGGGGGAAAGAAACUGGAACCCAGUGUUACUCUAAAGUUAUAGAAUACUUUGUUUAAAAAGACAACAAUACUAAUGUUUAGUUAUAUCUUUUUGUUAAUAUUCAAAUGGACUUGUUUAAAUAUUUAUGUACAGUAAUGCCUCAUUCAUCCAGAGAUAAGCUUUCAGUCUCAUCAAAACAGAACAAACUGAGAAAAUUGGAAUAGUUUUUUUAACAAAUGCCUUUGAGCAAUGCACAUAGAUCACAAAGUCUGUAAGUUAGAGCUCAUGCAUUUGUUUUUAUGUGAAAUUUUAAUUAUUUGAUUUUCCAGCCCAUAGCAUCUUAGCUGUUCAGAAUGAGGGCUUGAAAGGAACGAGAUAGAACAAAUUACGAAGAGCAUACACUGUCGAAGACCAUUAUCGUAGGGGCAGCCAGGCCAGCCUAGAGGACAUCACUCUGUUAUCAUCUUCUGAUAAUUGUCUAUUACUGUGACUCUGUGUCAUCAAGAAAAGGUGAAAUUACAUAUACAUAUAUGUAAUACAAGUUUGAAAAGUUUUAUCUUAUAAUGAUUAAAAUUUUUUAAAAAGCUUUGGUAUUAAAAGAGGUGAACAUUAGUUUCCUCAAACAUUUUAUUCACGUUGAAUACCUUUUUCAGUGAUGACUACAUGAAUUACCAUACUAUAUUAAAAUCUGUUGUGAUAAUUUAGACUUGUUAAAAUAUUGCUAUCCAUUGCAUAUCUAGCUGAACCAUUUUGAUCAAGAAGACUAGGAAAUCUCUGCCCCUUUUCUGAGUAGUAUGCCUCUUCUCUUAGAAUUAAAUGAAUGCUGCAAAGGUCUAGGUGUGUGUUGGUGUCUACUUGAAAUGUUUCUACAUUUUUGGGUCUCCCUCCAGCCCCAUUUUCACGGAGGGAAUACUUAAGAAAUGUCUUUGAAUUUCUCUGUUUUAGAUUGUAUUGGGUCCCAAUCAAUUCAUAUGUACAAAGUUAUAUAAUUGUAGGCCAUUACCCAAAUAAGCUACCAGGCUUUCCGUCUAAGAAAUAAGUAAAUUAAACAGUUGUUAUUAAAAUAA